CAUGUGACAAGCCAGAUAUCCUAAAUGCUGUGAUUAAAGACCCGAAAACAAGAUACAAAUUCAAUGAUCUACUCACUUAUGAGUGUAAGAUGAAUUAUGAACUAUUGGACAGUACUACCAGACCUACUGCUACCUGUACUACAAAUGGCUGGACCAAGACACUGGGCUGUAAAGAAAUAGAGGGAGCAUGUAUCAACCCAACUGUGAGGAAUGGAUUCAUAGUUCAGUCAAAUGAGAGGAAUGUUGAUCCCAGGAAUAGCAAGAUAUACUUUUCCUGCAAUGAAGGGCUCAAACCCUUUACCGGGGGCUGGUGGGGUGAAGCCACAUGUACUGAGGGAACAUGGUCUGGAAUAUUAGAGUGUAUUGAUCAAUCACAAUGUGGCAGAAUCCCUGUCAUUCCCAACACAAGAAAGGUGCCUCACAGUGAAGUCUAUAACAAUGAACAAACUGUUACAAUUGAUUGCAAAGUUGGAUACACAUCUGAAACUAAGACUAUAAAAUGUAAGGAUGGAGAAUGGCAAACACCGUUACCAGCUUGUAGACUGCAAGGCGUUCCAUGUGAUCCUCCACCUAAAGUUGAAAAUGCAAUUGUUAAAAUCCCGUAUCAAAAUAAAUAUAUAGAGGGAUUUGAAGUGAAUUAUGAAUGUCGCAAGUCCUUUGAAAUAGAGGGACAUAAAACACUUACUUGUGAAAAUGGGAGUUGGACAACUCCACCACCAACAUGCAAACAGUACUGUGGUAAGCCUGAGGGCGCAGGGAGGAGAAUGGAGAUUCCUGACCAAGUGCUGGAGAGAUACGAAAAUGGGAACCAAAUAGGCUAUACAUGCAUUAGCCCAUACAAAGGCCCCGGAGGAAAAGCAACUUGCAAGAAUGGAGAAUGGCACAUGCCAGUUGAGUGUAACGCAAGCUGUCCUGAUCCUCCUCCCAUUACUAAUGGAGAUUUCACCAAGGAAAAGAGAGAUGUUGAAGGUGUAAUUACAGAGGUGUCCUACCAAUGCAGGAGACAGUUUACACUGAGUUUCACAGGCAGCAUCAGAUGUCUGAAUGGAAAAUGGCCGAGUCCUCCAAAGUGUUUACGGCCUUGUGAGAUUUCCACUUUUGAUGCAGAGUACAAUCUACAGAAUUUACCCAAGAAAGAUUAUACUGCGCACGGUGAAAAAAAGACUCUUCAUUGCAAAGAGGGAUAUUACCAUAAAUUGAAACGUUAUUCACCAUGGAAUAUAGAAGGAAUUGAGGUGAAGUGUGAUGAUGGAGAGUUACAGUAUGGAGAACACAUACCUAUAUGUAGCCAUCGUUAUUCAUAGGUAGAUGAUGAACAUAAGGGACUCAUGAUGUUCUCUCCAUCAAUUUCAAGAAUCCGUACAAAGCCGCCUUUUUAUGCAAGGAGAAGAGCCAUUUGCUUUUGUGGUGUCUGUCGCUUGUUUAAUUUAGAUUUAGAAGAAAUGUGAGCCAUCCAGUAAUGGAAUACAUGUGUCUUUUC
Messenger RNA from Oncorhynchus nerka (sockeye salmon), 1480 nucleotides. RefSeq names its product complement factor H-related protein 1-like. Bases 90 to 1304 code for a protein of 404 amino acids. The record is from RefSeq and is a predicted model, not a curated record. The transcript has 9 exons. Lineage: Eukaryota; Metazoa; Chordata; Actinopteri; Salmoniformes; Salmonidae.